This is a messenger RNA of Papaver somniferum (opium poppy), 1171 nucleotides long. RefSeq names its product multiple RNA-binding domain-containing protein 1-like. The transcript is spliced from 4 exons. Bases 81 to 929 code for a protein of 282 amino acids. Gene Ontology annotation, cellular component: cytosol. The record is from RefSeq and is a predicted model, not a curated record. Gene Ontology annotation, molecular function: mRNA binding. Lineage: Eukaryota; Viridiplantae; Streptophyta; Magnoliopsida; Ranunculales; Papaveraceae.
AAACCCUUAUCCAAAGACGCAAAAACCAGACAGACAUAGUAGUAGAUAGUAGUAGAACAAGAACACCAUUUUCUCCAAAAAUGGCACUUCAUCUUCUCUGGGUUCCAUCAACAAUCUGUAAAAAAGAAAGAAACCAUCCAAAUCUCACACUGCACAAACCUUCUCAAACCCUUAAUUCUCUAUCUUCUCUUUUCUUCUCCAACUCCUCUUCUUCUACAACAAUUAGAAAACAGAAGAAGAACCCUUUUAUCAUUCAAUACUCUUUUCCAACACAACAACAAUUAGAAUCUUCUGCAGCAAAAUCUGUUGAAACCCCAACAGAAGAAUCAGGACCUAAAACUAGAUUACUUGCUCAGAAUGUCCCAUGGACUUGUACUAAUGAAGAUAUUAAAAAUCUCUUUGAGAAGUAUGGGACUGUUCUAGAUGUUGAGCUCUCAAUGCAUAGCAAGACUAAAAAUAGAGGAUUGGCAUUUGUAACAAUGGGUUCAGAAGAAGAAGCUGUUGCUGCCAUGACCAAUCUCGAAGCCCAUGAUUUCGAUGGUCGUAUAUUGAAGAUUGCUUAUGCACAUCCAAAGAAAAAGAAGGAAAUUCGUGAAGCGCCUCCAGCACCAACGAAAUUCAAUGUUUUUGUUGGUAAUUUGUCAUGGGAUGUAACGUCUUCGGAUCUCAGAGAGUUCUUUAGUUCUUUGAAUGAUAAUGUUGUAUCAGCGGAAGUUAUUUACCAGACUACUGAAUUAAGAAAGCCAAGUGGAUAUGGUUUUGUUUCUUUCAGUUCCAAAGAGGAAGCUGAAGCAGCUAUUACUGCUUUCAAGGGGAAGAUAUUGAUGGGAAGACCGCUUCGACUCGCACGUAGCAGAAGAAAGUUGAAAGAAGAAGUGAAGGCGGGUACAGCAUUCGGAGGACCAUCCAGUGAGGUGAACGGGGAUUAAGCCGAAGAAAGUGUAAUGUAACUGUUAACCAUGCACUGGUUCUAGUCCUUCAUACAUCCUUGUCUAUUAGGUGAGGUAAAAUUUUGUAGAAAUUUCAUAGUGUAAUAUGUAUAACUUUGAUGGUUGCUUACUCACUGGUUACAAGUGUUCUCAAAGCUUUCGUUUUGUACUUAGAACUGCAUAAACUUGGUCAUUAUGACAUACAAAAUCUUAAUGUAGACACCCUAGAGGUUUCUUUCCAA